Lindgomyces ingoldianus is the source of this 3948-nucleotide messenger RNA. RefSeq names its product FAD/NAD(P)-binding domain-containing protein. Bases 1 to 3864 code for a protein of 1287 amino acids. Gene Ontology annotation, molecular function: flavin adenine dinucleotide binding; oxidoreductase activity, acting on CH-OH group of donors. The transcript is spliced from 7 exons. The record is from RefSeq and is a predicted model, not a curated record. NCBI's taxonomy places the organism in Eukaryota, Fungi, Ascomycota, Dothideomycetes, Pleosporales, Lindgomycetaceae.
AUGUUCACACCACUUUUGGCCUUGUCGGUAUUGCCUGUACUCUAUCUUUUAUGGUGGAUUUACGUCAGAGCUGGGUUGGGUUGCCUUACUGGAAGAACGACGACACUGUAUCGAAAGAGUUCUUUUACGCAGAAAUGGGCAAAAUCAAUUGGCGGUAUCAAACCUCCCUCCCCAGGCUUUGUCAGUAUCUCGAAUGAACAGAAUCGGGAGUCCAAAUUCCCUCGACUCGGACGACCGGUGUCAUCGAUGAGACCAGAGUAUGAUGUCGUCGUCGUUGGAUCUGGCUAUGGUGGUGGAGUUGCCGCGAGCCGAAUGGCGAGAGCUGGAAAAACCGUUGCGGUCCUAGAGUUGGGACUAGAGAGAUGGCCUGGUGAAUAUCCAAGCACCCUUAACGAUGUCGCGCCCGAGUAUCAUGUUUCUGGGAACAUUGGGAAAGACGUCACCACUGGAAACCCGACGGGAUUGUAUCAUACCGUUAAAGGGGAGGGUCAGGAUGUAUUUAUUGGGCACGGUCUCGGCGGCACGUCCUUAAUUAAUUCGAAUGUCUACCUUCGCGCUGACCCUCGAACCCUCCAAAUCCGUGACUGGCCUCCAGAGAUUCGCACGGACCCUUCUUCACUUGAUAUGUAUUACGCUCGUGCCGAGAAAUUGCUUCAACCUACACCGUACCCUAAUGAUUACCCCUCAUUAAGGAAGCUCGAGGUCUUCCAACAACAAGCGAAAGCUCUGGGUCAAGGGCGCAAUUUCUAUCGCGUCCCGCAAACUACCUUCUUUCAAGACGGUCUCAAUAAUGUUGGAGUAGAGUUGAAGGGAUCAACUUGCACCGGUCAAGACUGCACUGGCAUCAACGAUGGUUCAAAGAAUUCGGUUUUGAUGAACUAUCUUCCUGACGCAUGGAACUGGGGUGCAGAAAUAUUCUGUGGAUGUGAGGUAAGGCAUAUACGAAAGGACUCAGAGAGUGGCGGGUACUUGGUUUUUUAUGCUUGGCAUGGAGAUGGAAGGGAGUCAUUUAAAGAUACCUUUUAUGACCAAUUGAUGUGGGUUCGCGCUAAAGAGCUUUGCUUCCUUGGAGCUGGUGCACUAGGGACCACCGAGAUUUUGUUACGUUCCAAGGCCCAUGGAAUGGCAAUGUCUCCACUCGUAGGGCAGAAGCUCUCGGGCAACGGAGACAUUCUCAGCUUUGCGUACAAUACCAACGAGAUCAUAAAUGGGAUUGGUAGCGAGAAGCCCUCGACCCCAAACCCCUGUGGUCCAACUAUUACUGGCAUCAUUGAUAACCGAGGCUCCGAGGCAGCGCCAAAUGUCGAGGACGGCUAUGUUAUUGAGGAGGGAGCCAUUCCAGAGGCUCUCGCCCCGAUUAUCCAAGCAAUGCUGGAAACCCAAACGAGCCAAGUAUAUCCGAAACAUUACGCCCGGUUAAGGUGCUUUCUUUCAAGAUUAAAGUCGAUAAUUAUGGGACCUUACGCAGAUGGAUGCAGCGUCAACAGAACACAGUCCUUCUUGGUCAUGUGUCAUGGCGAUAAUGAGGGUAUCCUUACACUAGAGAACGAUAAACCCCGUCUCCAGUUCCUGGGAGCUGGUAGAAGGAAGCACAUGCAGUAUUUGCAUGGAAUACUCCAGAAAGCUACAGAGGCUGUUGGUGGUGUUCUGAUCAACUCCCCUCCAGUAACAGUUCAUCCUCUCGGCGGAGCAAGGAUGAGUUUCGAUGGUACGGGUCGCCAAGGCGCUGUCAAUAACAUCGGACAGCUCUUCAACAGCGGUGGGGGAGAGGAUGUGUAUGAAGGUAUUGUAUGUGUAGAUGGUUCAAUCAUUCCAACCGCACUUAGCGUCAAUCCUUUCGCAACAAUCACCGCGCUAGCUGAGCGAUCGUGCGAUCUCUUGAUAAAGAAGAACAAUUGGACUGUCAACGAAGCUUCAAAUGGAAAACUCGACCUAUUCGGCAAGCCUGCUAAAUCCGUUCCCAUCUCAACUCUCAUGUCAGAUAAUCUCCACGGCAUAAAAUCAAAAGUAAAGUCGGCCGGAAUUCGCUUCUCGGAGAUCAUGGAAGGCAGUAUCCACAUUGGGACUGAUAUAGAAGACUUUACCACUGCUGAAAAGAUAGCCAGGGGCGCCUCUAGCUCAGCUCGUCUCUGCGUCAGUGUCGACGUGCCUAACAUGGAUAACCUAAUUGGACGGUCAUUCCAUACCGCUCUUGCCUCUGGAACCUUUUCCUGCGGUGCACUGUCGCAGGAUCCCCUUCUAGUUACCAAGGGUCGACUUCACUUCUUCACUGUGGACGAUGAUGUGUCUGACGGCACCAACAUUACUUAUACACUGACGCUUCUCAGCACCCGAGGCGAGACGUACGUGUUGCAAGGACACAAGAAGAUUGACUCAGACAUAACUUUCUCCGGUCGCAAGACAUGGAAGGCAACAACGACACUCUUCACCACAAUCGCUCGAACAAAUGGAUCACUUGUAGGAAAGGGUAUACUCCACAUCUCAGGACAGAAUUUCAUCAACGAAUUGCUGAGUUUUAGUCCCAGUGGCGAUACCACCGGCACUGGAAUGCUGCCUGUACUAGCUAGGUUUCUAGGCUUUUUUACAAGGCAGACAUUGGAUUACGUAUUAAGCCCAUUUCGACCCCUCGAGUAUCCCGAUACAAGCACAACAGGAUAUUUCCGCAAACCCACACCGGUCAAAGCGCUCGUUACUGCAGAAGACGGCGUCGAAACUGUCGUUAAGCUCUGGAAACCCACAGGCGGCGUUGCUGAACACGACAUGGCGAUUGUCUUCAUCCCCGGGGCCUCGGUCGACGAUCAAAUCUUCUCUCUUCCCACCAUCCCCACGAACGCCGUUGAUUACUUUACCGCGCUGGGCUACAGGUGCUACAUACCCGUUCUCCGCUUCGGGAUCGGGGGUCCAGCGGAAGAUGGCUGGACUGCGUAUGAUGCUCGCUUGGAUGUGAAAGCUGCAAUGGCGUAUAUCCGGGAGCAAGAAAGUGGAAGGAAGUUCUAUGUGGUUUGCCAUUGUUUGGGGAGUAUUACCACGGCUAUUGCGCUUCUGAGUGGAGAGGUAAAGAAAGAGUGGAUACAAGGGAUGACAUGUAGUCAGGUCUUCUGCAACUUAAGAUAUAGUCCAGAUAAUGCGUUUAAAGCUGGGUCGCCGCAGUUGGUGAAAGCAUAUAGGGGACUAGCAGGAGACUGGUUCUCCUGCAGUUCCACUCCCACCUCCCCUAUUAUCCAAUACCUCAUUGACCAAAUCCUGCGCUUCUACCCCAUUGGCGCCUCCCGCGAAACCUGCAACUCCUCCGUCUGCCACCGCUGCAAUCUAGUCUUCGGUCGCUGUUUCACACAUGCCCACCUCAACCACGCCACACACCUCCACCUCGCGAAUUUCUUCUCCGGCAUCCAUAUGAACUUCCUCGAACACCUGAUGGGCAUGGGUGCAGAGCCACCUCACCAUGUCCGGACAAACCAGCCAGAAUUUAAAGACUUGGUCGUUGAGAAAGGGAACUUGGAGAGGUUGGAAGGAUUGCAGAUUCAGUGGUUAAGUGGUGGUGCGAAUGUGGUGUUUGAUCCGAGGAGUACGGCAGAGAGUUACGAGAUGUUCAAGGAAAGGUUUCCGGAGGGGGAGUUUGAGAGGGUGGUGGUGCCAAGGUAUGGGCAUUUGGAUACUUGGAUGGGGAAGGGGAGUUUUAAGGAUGUUUAUCCGAGGGUUAGGGCACAUGUGGAGAAGUGUGAGGAGGGUGGUAGAAAGGGCGAGACAGUGGAGACGACUAUUGGGGAGAUGGAGGUUGUGCGGCAGGAAAAGGAAGUGGGGGGUAGGAACAGGAAGUUGGGAUGGUUUGGAGGGUUUGCGGGGUCUUUGAGGCUACCUAAGUAGAGAGGGAUAUUCUUGUGGUAUCCCCCGUGUUUAGUCGGUGAGAUCACGUGAUGUGAUGUUCCUUAUACCGAGUCUGAGCUUGAC